AUGAACCGUGCCCCGUACUGGAUGCUGAUAAUCGUGCUGAUCGCACUCGCUGCCAGGCUCAGCGCCGCGGGCUGUGCCGGCGCCACACAGAAGCUGAGACUGCGUCUGCGCACCACCCCGAAUGAAGUGGCCGGCGAAGAGACCGGAGAACAGCAGCUGGAUCUGAGCCAGCUGAGCGAGUCACAGCUGCAGCAGCUCAUGCAGCAGCUCAACCUGGCCGAUGAGUACGAAGAGGAUCAUCGCGGCAGCAGCCGGCCCUGGAACAAGGUGCAGCGAAUCAUACGGCGCCAGCUAGUGCGCAUACCCAAGCGCUACCUGAAGAAGCUGCUCCGGCAGUUCGGAUUGGCGCGCGCCGGCAACUAUCGCAGCGGUUCGCUUCAGUGGGAGCCUGAAGUGGAGGCACAGCCUGAGCUCUAUUAUCUGAUACCGCUGGAAUAA
Molecule: messenger RNA, 438 nt
Organism: Drosophila montana
Lineage: Eukaryota; Metazoa; Arthropoda; Insecta; Diptera; Drosophilidae
Exons: 1
Coding region: 1-438 (145 amino acids)
Source: RefSeq, a predicted model, not a curated record